This is a messenger RNA of Loa loa (African eye worm), 603 nucleotides long. RefSeq lists its product as hypothetical. The record is from RefSeq and is a predicted model, not a curated record. The transcript has 5 exons. Lineage: Eukaryota; Metazoa; Nematoda; Chromadorea; Rhabditida; Onchocercidae. The coding region runs from base 1 to 603 and encodes 200 amino acids.
AUGACCACAACUCCUUAUAUAAUACGAUUUUGUUUACAACGAUCCGAGAUUAAAACCAAUCGACCCCUGGCUGGCCAGAGAUGCUACUAUCAAGGUCUCACUGGUGGCUUAUAUCCAAAUAUCAGUUGGUAUCAACUAAUUGAUGACCCUAUCGAGAUACCUCCGAGUAAGCGACUUCGUAUUCCAUAUGACCAGUUCAUAGUGCGAUGUUACAACAAAACUUUGCUUGGAAAAAUCAGCGAUAAACCGUUUUAUAACGAAUCCAUGUUCUAUGAACAUGCUUUUGUAACAUUUUCCAAAAUGGAUGAUAUGGAAAAACCAUCGCUUAGUAUUCUUGUACUAGAUUCAGUAUCCAGAAAUCAGUUUCUGCGACAUAUGCAUAAAACUGUUGAAUACAUGAAACAGCUUGGUUUCAUCAUUUUAGAAGGGUACACAAAAGUGGGCGAUAAUUCUGCAGUGAACUUGUUACCGAUACUAGCUGGUAAAUCAAUAUUACCGCAGAUUGGUGGCAAUGGCGAUGAAGUUUUACCAUUAAAUAAAAAAGUUUCUUUGGAAGAUAUUGACUUUUUAUGGAAAAUGAUGAAAGGUAUUGUUUGUUUAUAG